This is a messenger RNA of Setaria italica (foxtail millet), 1797 nucleotides long. RefSeq names its product probable serine/threonine-protein kinase PBL18. The coding region runs from base 210 to 1460 and encodes 416 amino acids. Lineage: Eukaryota; Viridiplantae; Streptophyta; Magnoliopsida; Poales; Poaceae. Gene Ontology annotation, biological process: protein phosphorylation. Gene Ontology annotation, molecular function: protein kinase activity; ATP binding. The transcript has 3 exons. The record is from RefSeq and is a predicted model, not a curated record.
GGGAAAAAUAAAGCCUUCGCCCAUGCUUGACUGACAAACUGGAAGCCUCCAUGUAUUGCCAAAGUCAGUCAACUGAAGGAUUUGUCAGCAUGUCCCUCCCUUGACUUCCAUGCACCUCGCCUGCCUUAUAGUCACCUACGACUUGCUCUAUUCAGAGCCUAUCUUAGGGUUGUGCUCCAUUUGGAGUCUGCAUCAGCUCCAUUUGUCCAAUGGGUAACUGCUGCACGGGCUCUGCAAAGUGUGCCAAUGCCUCCACUCCAUUUGAAUCAAAGGUGACAAGGAGCACGGCGUCCAACAAUUCGGCGGCAGGCUUGGGCUUGGGCUUGGCCACCGCCAAGCUCGCGUCGCGCCGCAGCAGCGGCAGGUCGUCGGCCUUCUCCGGGCAGCUGCCCGGAGGUGGAGGUGGAGGCGGCUCCGACGUGGUGGACGGGCUCAAGUCGUUUAGCAUGAGCGACCUCCGCGCGGCGACCAAGAACUUCGGGUCGAGCUCGUACCUUGGCGAGGGCGGGUUCGGGUGCGUGUACAAGGGGUGGAUGGACGAGGCGACGCUUGCUCCGACCAAGCCCGGCGUUGGCCGCAUGGUGGCCAUCAAGAAGCUCAAGAAGGAGAGCUUCCAGGGCCACAGGGAGUGGCUGGCCGAGGUCACCUACCUGGGCGAGCUCCACCACGAGAACCUCGUCAGGCUCGUGGGCUACUGCUCCGACUCCGACAGCAACAAGCUGCUGGUGUACGAGUACAUGGUGCGCGGCAACCUGGAGAACCACCUGUUCCGGCGGGGCACGCAGCCGCUGUCGUGGCCGAUGCGCGUGUCCAUCGCCGUGGACGUCGCGCGCGGCAUGUCCUUUCUGCACGGCCAGGACAACCCCGUCAUCUUCCGCGACCUCAAGUCAUCCAACGUCCUCCUCGACGCCGAUUACCGGGCGAAGCUGUCGGAUUUCGGGCUGGCCAGGGACGGGCCGACGGGGGACAGGAGCCACGUCUCGACGCGCGUCGUGGGCACCCGGGGCUACGCCGCGCCGGAGUACAUCGCCACGGGGCACCUGUCGGUGAAGAGCGACGUCUACAGCUUCGGCGUCGUGCUGCUGGAGCUGCUCACGGGGCGCCGCUCGCUGCCCCAGUCCACCACCGGCGCCACCAGCGCGACGACGCUGGUGGACUGGGCCAAGCCGCAGCUCGGGGAGCGCCGCAAGGUCAUCCGGAUCAUGGACACCAGGCUCGGCGGGCAGUACCCCAAGAAGCAGGCCAACGAGGUGGCCGCGCUCGCGCUCCGGUGCCUCGACAACGACCCCAAGAACCGCCCCACCAUGGCCGACGGCAUCCUGCCGGAGCUCGAGCAGCUGCAGCAGCAGAGCCACCACAGGUCCUCCUACGCCUCAUCGACGACGCCGGUGCACAGAUCAUCAGGCCGCCACUCCAAGUCUCCAACUUGUCCAAGGUCAAGAGCUAGCUUAAUUAGCUAGGUGUUACUGUACUGGUUAGGUACUAUACCUUGUUAGUUGUUUGCUCGUUUGAUACAUGUGUAUACUACUAGAAUGAGAGAAACUUGGAUAGAGCUAUGGCAUUUUCUUUUUAAUUUUGGGUUGAGACACGCUUGAGAUACUGGCUAGGCAUUCAGCAUGGAUGAUAUAGGUUGUAUGUACGGAUCAUAGGUUUGUUUUCAGUUCAGAUUGGUGUGUGAAUGGACCAUUGGUUGUUUCUUGUACCCACAGCGGCGGCAGCGAUGACUGCCUGUUGCUAUUGCAACUACAGCUGCAAUUCUUAAACACGAGGGUCAAUUCUUACCUUGGUUAUUUUAAA